Messenger RNA from Caenorhabditis remanei, 1155 nucleotides. RefSeq lists its product as uncharacterized. Lineage: Eukaryota; Metazoa; Nematoda; Chromadorea; Rhabditida; Rhabditidae. The transcript is spliced from 7 exons. The record is from RefSeq and is a predicted model, not a curated record. Gene Ontology annotation, cellular component: membrane. Bases 1 to 1155 code for a protein of 384 amino acids.
AUGGAAGAACCGAUAAGUUGUUUAACGUCUCCUGAACAGAGGCUUCUUGAAGAACGAUUCUACAUAAACGGUGUCUUCGGUACAGUAAUCGCCAUCUUCGGAGUGAUAGCCAACGGCUUCCUCGCCUCCCUUUUCCUGACUCGAUCAAUUUAUAGGAAUUCUCCGUUCUUCUUUCUCGGUUUCGUCGCCCUCUUCGAUACACUUGUCGAUGCGACUUUUCUACUUUUACUCCCAUUGGAAGUCAGCUCCGUCUACUAUGAGGAAAGUGUCGCCUACCAAAUUUGGCUGAAAUAUGUUCGACACGUGUAUUUGUUUGCUCAGAUUGUGAAGAUCUCAUCGGUAUUCUCGUUGAUUAUGGCUAGUAUUGAGAGAUAUUGCAUGACAAAGCACUGGACAUUCGUCGGUUUCGAGAUGCGUACUCGAUGGCUUGUCCUGUUUUUUCUUGUCUGUGCAGCAGUUUUCAUCAAAUACAUGUCAGAAGAAGCUGUGGUUGUCACCAGAGAAAAUUGCUUCGGAUUCCGCAGAUGGGCGGUGAAAAUUCAGCGAGGAGAGCUCGGGCACAUGGGAUGGUUACAUUCGUUGGCGAUAUUUCUUCCCUUUUUCACAUUGAUUUUUUUGAAUGGAGGAAUCGUUCGAAUGCUACGGAAGCAGAACGUUCAGCAGUUGAGAUCUCUGAUUGCCGAGUUGACAUUAGGACAUGAUUUAUCGAAAAUUCGAAGAAAGAAUUUGAGAAGUGCGACGAGAACAUUGAUCGUCAUCAUAUCCGCGUAUUUGAUAUCAAAUCUUCUCAGUUUGAUAUUGAUUAUCACGGAAUAUUUUAAUCCAGAUUAUCUUCAUGUUCAUCAUCCCGAUCUUAACCGUCUGGCGACUGAUUCAGCAGCCCUCCUAACAGUAGUUGGUAACGCUAUCCGAUGUCCUGCACACAUUUUCAGCAAUUCCGAGAUUCGAACACAAUUUCGGAUAAUGUUGUGUGGGGAACGAGAGAAGAAGGAAGUGAAACAGCUAACAGAACGUCGACGAACACAAGAAAAACUCGAUAAUCCAUGGAUGGCGUUGAUGUGGGUGUCAGCGAAUAAUCAAUCUUCAGAUGACGAUCGAGCAGCGUUCAUGCCACGGGCAUUCAUGAAAAGGCAUUCUGCAAUAGCAAUAGUUUAA